Molecule: messenger RNA, 2017 nt
Organism: Drosophila mauritiana
Lineage: Eukaryota; Metazoa; Arthropoda; Insecta; Diptera; Drosophilidae
Gene: RunxA
Product: runt-related transcription factor 3
Exons: 5
Coding region: 62-2017 (651 amino acids)
Biological process (GO): regulation of DNA-templated transcription
Cellular component (GO): nucleus
Molecular function (GO): RNA polymerase II cis-regulatory region sequence-specific DNA binding; DNA-binding transcription factor activity, RNA polymerase II-specific; ATP binding
Source: RefSeq, a predicted model, not a curated record
ACAGUUGCAACAGCAGCAGCAACACUAUCACCACUACAGCGCCAAUAGCAACAACUACAAAAUGCAUUUGACUACCACAUCGAGCAAUUCAACGGCAUCCAAUGCCAACAAUAACAACAACAAUACGGCAAACAACAACAACACAAGCAGCAACAACAACACGACCAACACGAACGGCAGCAGCAACAACAACACGAGCGGCAACAACAACAACAGCAGCGGCAACAACAGCAACACGGAGCAGAACACACCGCCCACGCCCGCCCAACUCCUGAAUGAGGCCUACACGAAGAUGACCUCGGACAUCCUGGCGGAGCGGACGCUGGGCGACUUCCUCACCGAGCAUCCGGGCGAGCUGAUCCGCACGAGCAGUCCGCUCUUCGUCUGCACAGUGCUGCCGCCCCACUGGCGGAGCAACAAGACGCUGCCGGUGGCCUUCAAGGUCGUCUCGCUGGGCGACAUCAUGGACGGAACGAUGGUCACCGUGCGGGCGGGCAACGAUGAGAACUACUGUGCGGAGCUGCGCAACUGCACGGCGGUGAUGAAGAACCAGGUGGCCAAGUUCAACGAUCUCAGGUUCGUCGGGCGGAGCGGCAGAGGGAAAAGCUUCACGCUAACCAUCACCGUGUCAACGAAUCCACCGCACAUAGCGACCUACAACAAGGCGAUCAAAGUGACUGUCGAUGGGCCACGCGAACCCCGUUCCAAGACAAUGUUAUCCCUUUUAGGACAGCAACAGCAGUUCCACUUCGCCUUUGGCCAACGACCGUUCCACUUCUCCACGGAUCCACUUUCCGGCUUCCGGAUGCCGCCCAUUGGCAAUUGUCAGAGCGCAAGCAAUACGCACUGGGGCUAUGGAUCAGCUGCCUCGGCAUAUUCACCCUAUUUGGCCAGCAGCGGACUAUCGUCCUGCACCACGCCCACUUCCGCCCAGUUCAACAAUCCGGCCCUGGGCUUCACCUGCUCCUCCAACGAUCAGAGCAACAACCAGGACUUCGGAGGAGCCACCAAUCGCGACUGCGUGCCGAUGCUGCCCGACUCGACGGCCAGCGAUCUCGACCAGCACUUGAGCAGCCUGGUGGGCUCCACCAGUGGCCAGAUGACGCACCACAGUCUGCUGGGCGCCGGCGGCCAGACCUCGAUCUCCUCCACGGUGAACGGAGCGAGCGGGGGCGGAAGCGCAGGAGCCGGAACCGCCGGCGGUGGAGCGGGCAGCGGUGGGGGUGCAGGCGGUGGUGCGGGCGGCAACUCCAUCCUGGUGCCGCGCUACCACACAAACGCGAGCAACGAGUACAACGUGCACUCCAGCCAGAAUGGACCGCGGAGCCUGUCGGACAGCUCCCAGGCGGAGUCGCCGGUGCAGGAGGACCUGCUGACCACCAACACACCGAACCUGGGCAGCACGGCGGGUGGUGGGGCGGCCAACGGUGGUGCGGGCUCGAAUGCGGGCAGUGGUGCGGCGGGCAGUGGUGCCGGUGGUGCUGGCGGCGCCUCCUCGGCGGUGGGCAAUCCCGCCAUGCUGGGCGCCAACCAGAACUUCCCGGGCAUUGUGAACCAGGCGCAGCACUCGGCGGCCUCGGCCUACGGCGGCGGAACCGGGGUGGUGGGCGGAGGACAUGGCAGUGCCGCCGCCGCUGCCGCCGGAUGCAAUGGCUCCCUGUAUCCCGUGCUGCCCGCCAGUCUGCUGUACUCCCAGCUGUACACCGCUGCCAAUCAGUCCGCCCACGGCUUCCACUCGCACACCUUGCCCGCCCACGCCUCGCCGAACUCCUCCGUGCAUGGCGAGCUUCAGAGCGUCAUGGAUCACAUCAGCAAUGUGGGCGUGCGGCAGCAGCACAACAUAAUGGCCGGCGGGGGCGUGACCCAUCCGGGCGACCUGACCCUGAUCGGCAACUGCGGCGCCUCGGUGAGGAACAUCGAGGACGGGAACAGCAAUCGGCAGGUGGCCGCCUUAGCUGCCCAUCGCGGCCACCACAAUCCCACCGACAAUGGGGGCAGCGUUUGGAGGCCCUAUUGA